AUGUCUCUAGUUGCUCUAGGAGAAAUUCCCGAGGCCGUGAACAAACUCCGGCUUAAUUUCACUGCUCGUCCGCGCAAGUCGCACGCCUUUGUAAAGGCGCAGCUGCUCUCCCUAAAAGAUGCGCUCCAGAAACACCAGGACAGCAUCGUUUUGGCUCUACUCCACGAUUUCCACCGUUCGCCCCAGGAGACGCUGAUUGCCGAGUUUGGCCCGCUGCUGGGCGAGCUUGCCUAUCUGGCUGGCAACCUCUCGUCGCUGCUUGCUCCGGAAACUCCCGACGCAAUGCCUGUCGCGUUCAGCGUCGCUUCGUGCAAGAUCGAGAAGGAGCCGUUGGGCACAAUUCUAGUGAUGUCGCCGUUCAAUUUCCCGCUGCUGCUUGCCCUGAGCCCGCUGGCAGGCGCAAUUGCAGCCGGCAACAACGUUGUGCUCAAACUGCCGGGCGACAGAUGUCCUGAAUUCUGCAGAGUGCUGUCUCGUCUUCUCGCCGAGGCUCUGGAUCCGGAAAUAUUGGUGGUCGUUAGUGGCGGUCUAGAAGAGGCCCAGACGGUGCUUGAGCAGAAAUACGACAAGAUCGUAUUCACGGGCUCUACCGAGGUGGGGAAGAUUGUACACGCCAAGGCGGCCGAGUCGCUGACUCCGACGCUGUUGGAGCUGGGCGGAAAAUCGCCAGCAUUCAUCACCUCCGGCUGCUCAGACAUCCAAACAGCACUUGCCAGACUUUUCUGGGGCAAGUUUUGCAACGCGGGCCAGGUCUGCGUGUCGCCGGACUACCUGCUCGUCCAGGACUCCGUGUACGACAAAGUGGUGGCAGAAAUGUUGGCUGUGCUACAAAAAACGUACCAGGUCUCAGAAACAACAGAUUAUACGCAUCUGGUCAACAGCAGCUCAUUCAAUCGUCUGGUAGGUCUGCUAGAGAAAACACGCGGUAAGCUGCUGUUUGGGGGCGCGCAAGACCCGGAAACAAAUUUUCUGGCCCCAACGGUGGUCACGGACGUCGAUUGGGACGACCCGCUGAUGGAGUCCGAGAUAUUUGGCCCUAUUUUGCCGGUUCUCAGGUACUCGUCGCUGGAAGAAGCAGUGCAGACUAUUCAGAAAUACCACGACACCCCAUUGGCCACGUACAUAUUUUCUGACAGGCAGGAAGAGGUCCAAUUGGUGGACAGGAUCCGGUCGGGAGCUCUUUUGGUCAACGAAACACUGGUGCAUGCCGGCAUCCAUACGUGUCCGUUUGGGGGCGUUGGGACGUCUGGAACAGGCAAUUACCACGGAAAGUACUCGAUCGAGGCGUUUACACACAAAAAGGUGGUUUUGAAACAGCCGUAUUGGUACGAGGUAGCACUGAAAGACAGAUAUGCUCCGUACUCCAAAGCCAAGAGUAACUGGCUGAUGUUUGUCUACAGGCUGCCCAGCAUCAGAAGGGUGCGCUACAACGAGCUAGCCACGGUGUUGGCUGUUCUGCUUGCCGGGCUCGUUGGCUAUUUUAUAGGAAAGCGGUAG
Molecule: messenger RNA, 1497 nt
Organism: Ogataea parapolymorpha DL-1
Lineage: Eukaryota; Fungi; Ascomycota; Pichiomycetes; Pichiales; Pichiaceae
Product: putative fatty aldehyde dehydrogenase
Exons: 1
Coding region: 1-1497 (498 amino acids)
Biological process (GO): aldehyde metabolic process
Cellular component (GO): cytoplasm
Molecular function (GO): aldehyde dehydrogenase (NAD+) activity
Source: RefSeq, a predicted model, not a curated record